Molecule: messenger RNA, 1463 nt
Organism: Gryllus bimaculatus (two-spotted cricket)
Lineage: Eukaryota; Metazoa; Arthropoda; Insecta; Orthoptera; Gryllidae
Source: the annotation of a GenBank genome assembly
CAAUUUCCCCUCCAAGACUUCGAGGCAGGACUCGCUGGGACACGGGAUUGGUCGGUCGGAGAGGUGAUAACCUUAUUCCAACACAACUCAAGCCCGCAACCGCGCAAGUGGCCAAAGUGAAGUGUGGCAGAACAAGUGUAAGUGGUGUGGGUGUUGUGUUGCUGAUGAACGUAAAUCAGAUGAGCCCAAAGUGUGGAUAAAUAAUUAUUAUAUUGUAGGUGUAAAGUGUAAAAUUAGAAGAAAUCUUAGUCGUGAAUAUAGUGUUCAGAGAAGAGAAUUGGGUCGUGUUAAUACGAAAAUUAUUUGAUAAUAAAUACUACCACCAUGGCUGGAAAUGAACCACAAAACAAGAAAACGAAAUUAUCGGCGCUUUCGCAGUUGAAAACUUUUACGACUGUAGUUGCCGAUACAGGUGAUUUUGAAGCAAUGAAGCAGUACAAACCCACCGAUGCCACCACGAACCCUUCUCUCAUGUUAUCCGCCGCUAACAUGCCCCAAUAUAAGCACCUUAUUGAAAAGGCUGUAGAAUAUGGUAUUAAAUCUGGAAAUAACUUGGAUGAACAACUACAAGCUGCUGCUGACAAACUCUGUGUGUUGUUUGGAACUGAAAUUUUGAAAAUCAUCCCAGGAAGAGUUUCAACUGAAGUUGAUGCAAGGUACUGUUUCCUAUAACUAUCAUUUAAUAAAGAAGCCAGUAUAAAGAAAGCUAGGAGGUUGAUUGAAUUAUAUGACGAACAUGGAAUUUCUAAAGAUAGAAUUCUUAUAAAAUUGGCUUCCACCUGGGAGGGUAUACAGGCUGCAAAGGAACUUGAGGAGAAAUAUGGUAUUCAUUGCAAUCUCACACUCCUGUUUGCCUUCUGCCAAGCAGUAGCUUGUGCUGAAGCCGGUGUCACUCUGAUAUCUCCAUUUGUUGGUCGUAUUUUGGAUUGGUAUGUUGCAAACACCAACCAGAAGACUUAUGAGGGCACUGAAGAUCCUGGUGUUCAGUCAGUGACAAAGAUCUACAAGUACUACAAAAAAUUUGGUUACAAAACUGUUGUCAUGGGUGCAUCCUUCCGGAAUGUUGGAGAAAUACGGGCAUUGGCUGGUUGCGACUUCCUUACUAUUAGCCCAAAGCUUCUGCAAGAACUGGAAGGAAGCAAUGAUGAAGUUUAUGAAGUACUGACUGAGAAAUCAGCUCGAAAAUCAGAUCUGGAAAAAAUUACACUGGAUGAGGCAUCUUUUAGAUGGGAACUGAAUGAAGAUCAAAUGGCAACUGAUAAGCUCUCUGAUGGCAUUCGUAAGUUUGCUGAAGACCAACGGAAGUUAGAGAAGAUGUUGAGAGAACAAAUUGUUGCUAAAACAAAAUGAAUGUAAAUAAACAUUGCCAAAAAUGGGACCAAUAUUUUUAUACAACUUAAAGAAGUUUUUAAAGGCUUGUAGAUAUUGGAAGAAAAAUAAAUAUUUGCUUUUGAGAUUUGUCA